Molecule: messenger RNA, 1604 nt
Organism: Ciona intestinalis (vase tunicate)
Lineage: Eukaryota; Metazoa; Chordata; Ascidiacea; Phlebobranchia; Cionidae
Source: RefSeq, a predicted model, not a curated record
AGUGUCUUGAGAACGCGUUUUAUAAUCCGACAUGAUAUAUACUGUAGAUAAGCAUUUUGUUUUUUUGGUAAAUUUAAAACAUAUAUGAAAACUACGUUUAAUAGGCCCAAAAUAUGAAAAAGACAUUCUUAAAUUAAACUUUAAAAACAUUUUUCCAUAAACGUUGAAAUUUUGUUUUACACUGAUGGGAAAGUACCGUAGUAGACAAAACUCGCUAAAUUUGGGGACUUUAAAACGUUUUACAUUAUAAAACCAAAAUGUACUACUUUAUUCGUAUUUAUAUGUGAAAGCGGCGUAUAUAAAGACAGUUUAGCAGUAUAAUGCAGUACCGUGAUUUAAAUCGCACGCUAUUAACGUUCUACACGUGCAAUCAAAUCCAUUAGCAAUUAAACGGCACUGAUAUGUAGUUAGACCUCAAAUGUAUAUUCCAAGCGUUUUCUGGGUUGGUAUAUUCUAUUUAGAAAGUAUCAACGGAAUAUAAUACAUUUUAGAACUGUGCGGACACGCGAAAGGUUAAGUUACAUUCAUUCAUUCAUUCAUUCAUUCAAGUUGUGCAAAGGACGUUUUGUAUUAUAGAUAGACUACUGCAUAUAGUUACUGUUGUAGAGUAAAUAGCCUAGAAAAUGUCAGGUUUUAUAAAGCAUAGUGUAUUAAUAUUUACACUAACCGUUUCGGGUGUGUUGUACCUCGGUAUUUCACAACUGGGAUAUGAAACAGUUAAUAACGAAGUAGUAGACCUGCUACGCAAAAAGGACAGAAACCUGGUGUUCGAAACAGAGAGAGCUUUCAUGGAAAGAAUGAAGUUGCGAAUGCAGCAACGAAAAGCAAAACUAAAACAGGCGUGCGUAGAAUUAGGGUUGGAAAGGGUUCCGUUUCGACCACAAGCAAUGAUGACAGUUCAAAGUUACAACUGGAUUAACUGCAGGGUUCAAAAAGCUGGAUCCACCAAUCUGGCCAAGCUAGUGUCGCAAUUACUCGGGGAAAACGACAUUAAAGAGUUAUCGAAAAUUAACCCAGCUGUUCGGCUUAGUGGCUUUCAUGGUGCAGAAGCUCUUUCUCUGGUUAAGUAUAAAGACGUCAAUCAAAUGAAAGGUUUUAUCAAAACUAUAACUGUGAGGGAACCUUUAGUGCGACUCGUUUCAGCUUUUACAUCGAAGGUUGAAAAUUAUCAAGGGGGAUCAGACUCUCGCAAGAAUAACACCGCCUUAGCUCCGUGGAGAUCCCGAGACGACAUGCCUGAAAACGUAACUUUUGAUGCUUUUAUACAACAUGUAUUAUACAAACACAAAGCUAAAAGUCCGUUCGAGGGGCACUGGUCUGUUUAUAACGAUGCCUGUCAACCUUGCCAGAUUGAAUAUGACGUGAUUUGCAAGCUUGAGUCAAUAACUGAAGAUUCCAGGUACAUGCUAAAUCUUAUUGGAGCACCACGGAAUGUUUCGUUUCAAGCAGGCUACAGUAGUAACGGUAGUAUGAAGAACUCACUUGCAAAUGCGACGCACUGGGUUAAAACUUUAGAUCCGACGACUUUAAAACGACUGCACAAGAAAUACGAAAUGGACUAUAAAUUGUUUGAUUACGAUUUACCAGAGUAUUUAAUGUUAUAA